Molecule: messenger RNA, 819 nt
Organism: Phytophthora infestans T30-4
Lineage: Eukaryota; Oomycota; Peronosporomycetes; Peronosporales; Peronosporaceae
Exons: 2
Coding region: 1-819 (272 amino acids)
Source: RefSeq, a predicted model, not a curated record
AUGCUUGGCUUUGCACUACAUCCAGUGUACGCCGAGAUCGCCCGAGAGUUACCUGAGACCGCUGUAUCGGGAACCGGCACGUUGUGCAAGAUUGCUGUUUACUAUUUCCGGCGACUGUUUGCUACUGAGGAUAUUUGCGAGAUACGACGUGAUAUGCUGGCCUGGAUGAAAGGUCGCUUUACCCGAACGAAGCCUAGCGAGUUUCCCAAUGUACCAUGGGAGUACUGGGAGUGCGUUGCGACGGAACGUCCCAAGAGCCAGCUUCCAACACUCGCCAUGAGGGUUCUCUCUAUUGCACGCAAUCGUAUGGCUCCAACUAAAGUCCUCGAUUAUCACAUCAUUGCCAAGCAUGUUCGCAAUCGGUCUAAAAAGAUUGAUUCCGGGGAUCCAAGGAAAAAGCUUCUUAUUUCUCCCAUUGAGAGAGAAAUUAUAAUGGAUGCUACGAGCAGAUCUAACCUGUUUGAACCUUCACCCCAUCAACAGGGGUCAUCGAAUGCAGACCAUGACAGUGACGAUGACGAUCCGGGUGACGGUGCUGAUGGAACAGCUACUUUGACGAUGUGGGGGGAGUUUCUCGACGAGGUGUUUGAGGAUGAAGAAAUUGAUGCGGGCUACACAGAAAACGAAGCUGGUCCUGAGCUGAGAAUGUUAAGAGAACAACGUGAAGAUGAUUCGGAGGACGAGAAUGAACUGGAAAAUAUCCCUUCCCCGAUCAAGCACGAAUUUACUGUCCAUAAUGACCGAAACUUCCCACAAGAAGCGCUAAUACUCCAGGGAUUUCGUGGUCGGAAAUCAACACUUACGGAGCUAUUUGUUUGA